AUGCCUUGCAGCAUAUUUGUUGUUGCAGCAGUUGUUGCUGCCGCUGCUCAAGGAAGCUCUUUACCUGAGCUUCCCAGUUUCCUCAGCAAUACUUCUCAAUCUGUGUUCCCACCUCUUAAAGACAUUGCCGUGGAGAUAUUCAACUAUCCUGAGCUAGGACUCAACGAGUAUUACGCCCAUCAAUUGGUCGUUGACUACUUCGACCAGGUUGAGGGCUGGGAGGUGACACCACACGCGUAUGGAAUGGAUACGGCCUAUACUCUAGAGUUCGAACAUCGUCCGCAAGGUUAUGAUGGGGCCCUCAAGUCCAUAGGCUUCCUUUCCGAAUAUGAUGCUCUCAUCGUGGGAUCGGACCCCCUGGUAGGGCAUGGAUGUGGUCACAACCACAUCGUCCUGAACGGCAUAGCAGCAGCUACGUUGGCCAGCAGAGCUCUUGUCGAGUACAAUGUUCCCGGCCGCAUCAAAGUCGUCGGCACGCCCGAUGAGGAGAACGCAGCCGGCAAAUUCAAGCUCAAGGUUGCCGGUGCCUUUGACGAUGCCGACAUCUGGCUCAUUGCCCAUCCUAGUUCCGUCAACACCAUCCAGCCUCUGGGGUCCCGUAUCAACAUCUCGCCUCACUUCGUCGGCAAAAGUCACCAAGAGGCCGUGAGGAAGGCAUAUGAGGCCAUUGUGGCCGUGGACAAGAUUGCCACAAGCUUGCCCGGGAUGCGUUCAUCUGUCACCAAAAUCCAGAACGUUGGCAUGUACUCGACCAACGUUUUACAGUCGCAAGUCAACUUUGGCGUAUCUGGCUCCGACAUGGCCACAGUCAAUAGGACCGUGUCUGACAUACUCGACGACACAUUUCCGCGUGUUUCAUUCACCACGAGGCAAGAUCCACACGGAAUUGCCAUCAAGAUACACGGCCCUGGCGGUCACGCUUCCCUGACGGAAAAGACUCCGCUUGACCUAUCCGUCGCAACCUUUCAAGCCUUCUCGAACCGCUCCGGGGUCUCGUUUUACGUUCCGGGAAACACUUCGGCCACCGAGCUCGACAUUACGUUUGAUGUGCGGUCAAGGUACAUGGUCGACCUGCCCGCUGUCGUCGACGCGGUGAGAAGCGCCGUCGGCAAACUUGGGAGCCGCGUAACCAUGGACCUGAGAUACCCAAACGUUGAAGUGCCUCCAUUUCUACCCGAAACGUGGAUUGACCUCGUUGGCAGGCCGGCGUAUAAUCUCAGUGGAUGGCAAAUCACAGACCAGGCCCUGGCAGAUUCCGACAUUGCCUGGGUGCAAGGCGCACAUGUCGACCCCCAAACUCACAAGUUGGUCGGCAUGGAAAAGGUUGUUUUCCAGCCAAACUACAAUAUUUGCGAGCCAGGCAGCAAGUCUUGUCCCUUUAAUCACGAGCCGGGGUUUUUAAGGCUUGCUGGUAGCGAAUAUAGCUACACGCAGACUGAGAUUGUGGCGAGAGCUCAGGCACAACUUGCUGUCCAGCUAUUGACCGACGAAACCAUGUACAAUAGUGCGACAGCUAUCCUUGCAAAGAAUAGAGUUAUUGAGGAAUAA
Metarhizium brunneum ARSEF 3297 is the source of this 1548-nucleotide messenger RNA. RefSeq names its product Peptidase M20 domain-containing protein 2 (gene PM20D2). NCBI's taxonomy places the organism in Eukaryota, Fungi, Ascomycota, Sordariomycetes, Hypocreales, Clavicipitaceae. The record is from RefSeq and is a predicted model, not a curated record. Gene Ontology annotation, molecular function: dipeptidase activity.